CACUGGUGAGUAAAAACUCUUCCUACACUUUAACUUGUUAUCUGAAGAUAAAAUAUACAUUUUUACUCGACUGCGUUACCCACUCCAGUCAGCAGAUGGCGGUCUGAGACUUUAAGGCGAUGCUGCUGGUGUGACGUAUAAUCUAGUGGACGGAACACUUCUUUCAACAGCAGCAACAGUUAGUCAGACACCUCCGUAGCUUGCUAGACAAAAUAGACGAACCGAUAAAGCUUUAGAUGCUUCCGUAGAGCCACUGUGUUUUAAACCCACUUCUGUUGUCUAGUUAGUUAUCCAAUUUAAUGUCAUAUUUACGUUGUUGUUAUUAGUCAGCUAGCUGGCUUCUUAAGUUAGCACUAGCCUAGCUAUCUAACAUCCCCAACCAUGAGUUCACUAAGCUACUCUCCUCCUGAUAAAGAAGAGGAGGUCUGCUGGACGGAGAAAGAAGCUCUCGUGAAAGAGGAGGAAGAAGAGGAGGCUGUUACCGUGAAAGAAGAAGAGAACUACGUUUCAGUGAAAGAAGAAGAUGUGUUCGGAGUGAAAGAUGAGGAAGAUGAUACAGUAAAAGAAGAGGAGGAUGCAGUUUUUGGAUUGGAGGAGGAGGAGGUGACUGUCACAUCGAAAAAGGAGGAGGAAACGGGAUAUCUGGGCCCAGUUUCCCUAAUGCAUCUUAAGGCAUCCAAUGGUUCUAACGAUGAACUUAGCAAUACGAUGGUUUUGAGAAACCGUUCCCUGAUUAACACUAGAGAGAGACGUGACUAUUGUGGAUCCUCUGGGGAGCCUCAACAACAUCAUGAAGCUGACGAGGCAAAGAAGAGUCUCUCCACAUCAGAAACCCUCAAACAACACCAGCAGAGAUCCACAGAGAAUAAAUCUCAACGCUGCUCUGACUGUGGGAAGACCUUUUCAAGAUUAUAUACAUUACAAUCACACCAGAGAAUUCACACUGGAGAGAAACCUUUCAGCUGCGAUCAAUGUGGGAAGAGUUUUGUUACAUCUGGCUGUCUGACUAUACACCAGAGAACACACACAGGAGAGAAACCGUAUAGCUGUAAUCAAUGUAAAAAGAGUUUUGUUACAUCGAGCUCUCUGACUAUACACCAGAGAACACACACAGGAGAGAAACCUUAUUGCUGUAAUCAAUGUGGGAAAAGUUUUGUUUCAUCUAGCCGUCUGACAAUACACCAGAGAACACACACAGGAGAGAAAUAUUAUAGCUGUGAUCAAUGUGGUAAGAGUUUUGUUUCAUCUAGCCAUCUGACUAUACACCAGAGAAUACACACAGGAGAGAAAGCUUACCACUGCUCUGACUGUGGAAAGAGUUUUUCUAUCUCAGGAAAUUUUAAAUCACACCAGAGAACACACACAGGAGAGAAACCUUAUAGGUGUAAUCAAUGUGGGAAGAGUUUUGCUCAAUCAAGCAACCUGAUAGCACACCUGAGAAUACACACUGGAGAGAAACCUCACUGCUGCUCUGAGUGUGGGAAGACCUUCUCAAAAUUAUAUACAUUACAAUCACACCAGAGAAUUCACACUGGAGAGAAACCUUAUAGCUGCUCUGAAUGUGGAAAGAUCUUUUCAAAAUUAUAUACAUUACUAUCACACCAGAGAACACACACUGGAGAGAGGCCUCAUAGCUGUAAGCAAUGUGGGAAGAGUUUUAUUCGCUCAAGCUGCCUGAUGCUACAUCUGAAAAAACACACAGGAGAAAAAUCCUUUAGCUGUGAUCAAUGUGGGAAGAGAUACUCUGAUAAAAGAUCUCUGAUCAAACAUCAGAAAAUACAUGAAGGACUUGUUUCAUGAUUUCAAUGAAAUAAUGUCGCAAUGUAGAAGGCGUAUUUUAAUUAAUAAUGUGACAAUAAUGUAGAACCCUAAUAUUUUGCCCCUGUUCUAUUGAUUUCAGUGUGAUGUGGAUAUUAGCCUCAUCAGGGGAAAAUUCCAGGCUCUGAAAUGAAAGUCCUAUUUGUGAUUACCAAGAAAACGUGUUGUGUUACACUUACUGCAUUGGCAACCCACUUGAAUCAAAAUGCAACACUUCAAAUUGUAGCUAGCUGUCUUCUACAUGUUGUCCUCUAACCAGGGAUGUACACAUUAUUCCCAGAUUCCGUGUGUUUUUUUGAGCUGUUAGUUUUAUCAGGUCGUGCAACCUCAUCUCCCCCUCUUGUGCAAUUGAUUUCAACGUGAUAUUGAUGUGAGUGAUGCUAAAUAUGUGUACUGUUUCUCUUCGUUUUGGGGAAACCCCGAAAUUUCAACGCGUCACUCCAAAAUGUAGCUGACUGUCUUCUGCAGGUUGUCCUCUAACCAGUGAAGUAAAAUAUAUCUCCAAUUUCCAUGUUUUUUUUGUUAGUUUCAACAGCACGUACAACCUGAUUUCCCCCCUAAUAGAUAUCAGUGAUUUAUUGCCAGUUGUCAAAACAAGUGUUUUAGAUGCUUGUUUUUUUUU
Molecule: messenger RNA, 2440 nt
Organism: Oncorhynchus mykiss (rainbow trout)
Lineage: Eukaryota; Metazoa; Chordata; Actinopteri; Salmoniformes; Salmonidae
Source: RefSeq, a predicted model, not a curated record